AUGGCCAUCCCUUCACACAAGCUGCUUUUAGUUUUCAUGUCUGUUUUGCUUGUCUUCCUUUUCCUCUCUCCACGCUCUUCUUUUUCCCAUCCAUUACUCUCGACCAGCUGUCUUUCCCAUGAAUCCCACAAUCACACCAACCACGUUGUCUCUCUUGACAUACGCUAUGUCGGUGCUGAAGGCGUGAUAUCUGAGAGCCUGUGCCAACUUCGUUUUCUCACUGUUAGGGAAAUCUAUCUUACAUCAGGUACUGUCUUUCCUCCCUGUUUGAGAAAUCUCUCUUAUAUUCGCUAUUUAGAUUUAUCUCUCAAUAGCUUUAGUGGGAUGAUUCCCCCUUUCCUUAGUGGAAGCAUACCUGCUUCUCUUGGAAGCCUUUCUUCUUUAACUGAACUUCACCUUUCUUACAACCAGCUUAGUGGAAGCAUACCUGCUUCUCUUGGAAGCCUUUCUUCUUUAACUGAACUUGACCUUGCUUCCAACCAGCUUAGUGGAAGCAUACCUGCUUCUCUUGGAAGCCUUUCUUCUUUAACUAAACUUGACAUUUCUAUCAACCGAUUUAAUGGAAGCAUACCUGCUUCUUUUGGAAGCCUUUCUUCUUUAACUGAACUUCACCUUUCUUACAACCAGCUUAGUGGAAGCAUACCUGCUUCUCUUGGAAGUCUCUCUUUGUUGAGAAACUUAUAUCUUUCUUACAACCAGCUUAGUGGAAGCAUUCCAGAUUCCUUAGGCAAUCUUUCUUUACUCCAGGUGUUGGAUGGUGUUAGCAAUCGUUUCAAUGAAACCAUCUCUUCUUCCUCACUUCCACCUUCUUUAUUUCGCAAUCUGGAUUCCAUCCUUUCAAUUAUAUGA
Molecule: messenger RNA, 849 nt
Organism: Cryptomeria japonica (Japanese cedar)
Lineage: Eukaryota; Viridiplantae; Streptophyta; Pinopsida; Cupressales; Cupressaceae
Product: receptor-like protein 35
Exons: 3
Coding region: 1-849 (282 amino acids)
Molecular function (GO): protein binding
Source: RefSeq, a predicted model, not a curated record